ACAGAUAAGGUAAUUUUAUAUCCAACAACUGGAAUUUUGAAAGCUGGCAAGUUAACAGCAGUUAUGGGUCAAUCUGGUUCUUCAAAAUCAACUUUUUGUAAUGUUCUUUGUGGAAGAGCUUCCCAUGGUAUUCAGAAAGGAAAAGUCCUAAUCAAUGGAAAUUCAUUCUCUGGAAAUACUAACAAUUUAGUUGGAUUUGUUACACAAGAUGACAUUAUGUCUCCUCAUUUAACUGUCAAGGAAACUUUGGAGUUUUCAUGUAAGAUUAGAAAGAAUAAGAAGAAUUCUGAAAAGGUCGAAGGUGUAAUGCAAAAGUUAGGAAUUACAAAAGUUCAAAAUUCACAAACUUCAGUAAUCAGUGGAGGUGAAAAAAGAAGAACAUCAAUUGGUAUUGAAAUGGUUGCAGACACACCAAUUUAUAUUCUAGAUGAACCUAGUUCUGGACUCGAUUCAGAAUCUGCUCUCUCCCUUUGUAAAACCCUUAGAGAAAUAGCAGAAGAAAACAACUCGAAUAUUAUUUGUGUUAUCCAUCAACCUUCAUAUGAAAUAUUGGAACAAUUUCAUGAUAUAAUGCUGUUCAGGGAAGGUAGAUUACUAUUCCACAGUCCU
This is a messenger RNA of Naegleria gruberi, 609 nucleotides long. RefSeq lists its product as uncharacterized. Gene Ontology annotation, molecular function: ATP binding; ATP hydrolysis activity. The annotation marks the transcript as partial. The transcript has a single exon. The record is from RefSeq and is a predicted model, not a curated record. Lineage: Eukaryota; Heterolobosea; Eutetramitea; Acrasida; Naegleriidae.